GAAAUAUGAUUGGCACAGGGUUACAGCUGCUCGAACGGUGAGACAUGGCGGAGUUUGUAGUCUGACUGAGAGCGCUCCUGGAGAGUUUCCACACUUUUCAACAUGACUAAAGAACUUGAUUUGACGCCGAGGUUGUUUCCGUAGCGCAGGCAAAGCGGGGCUUAAAGAGGCAGAGGCGUCAUUUUUCCGAAAAGGAUAGAGAGCGGCGGUUGGGAAAAUGUGUUGUCAUCUUCAUGCAGUCAACAGCCUUGGGCAACAAAUAUGGCUACUUCUUGUGUAUCCGUCAAUUCGGGUUGAAAACCGUCCUGACUGGGUCGAACGGGGUAGUUUCGCAGAGUCACGGCAGUAGCCCGAAGUUAAGUUGACUACCAGAAAGAUUAAAAGGCUGGGUUUGUCCCGAGCUGGUAAACAGCGGACGAGCGAAGCGGAGAGGAGAUGGAGCCCAAGCACAAAGAGUUGUUGGAGAAAUGUUACCAGAACUUGGUGGAGUCAAUAACAGAUGUGGACAGAGUUGUGGACGCGUUGGCUCACUGCGGGACCCUUAGCCAGCCAGAGCGCUACGAGCUGGAGCACAACUGCACCUCCAACUCCGAAAAAGUGGACCUUCUGCUGAAGCUACUAAUGAGUAAAGACGGGGACCAUUUCGCAGAGUUUUGCACUGCUCUGGAGACAACACACCCUCACCUGCAAUCUUUAUUGCUGGAUGGCAUUGGACCAGUGGAUCAUACGAGUGGGUCCACUUACAGCGUCUUGUCCACCAUGCCAUCGGACUCAGAAAGCAGCAGCUCUCUCAGCAGCUUAGGUACUCCUGCUCAAGCGUCCUCCCCUCCACCUGCCCACAUGGACAGCCACCAAGUGAAUGAGAAAAUGGAGACCAUUCUGUUAGAGUUGAGACAGGUGACGCGUGAAAGGGAUGAGCUACGCAAACGUCUCGCCCUCUCUUCACCUGGAACCACCUUUGAUGACUGCAGACCGAAUGCAAAAGCAGGUCAUGACUAUGAGCGUCUGAAGCUGCAGUGUAUGAAGGCAAUGGCAGACCUGCAAUCCCUGCAGAACCAGCAUAGCACCACCCUGAAGAGGUGCGAGGAGGCUGUGAAGAAAGCAGACUUCUACCAUACACUGCACAGCCGUCUGGUGAGCGAGCACACCCAGCUGAAAGAGGAGCUCGAGGUGCUGAGACAGGACAACAUCCAGCUGGUCAGGGAGCACAACCAUGUGAAACAGGCCUGCGAGGAGCUCAGGAGGCUGCAUGAUGAUGAUCAGAGGGAAGUAGCUGAUAUGAAGAUGCUACACCAGCAGGUAAUGAGAGAGGGCUCCUCUGAUGUCCUUAACAAGCUCUACGACACAGCUGUGGACAAGUUGGAGGCCGUGAAGAGUGACUAUGAGACUCUGAGGAAGCACUACAAUGACAAGUUGGCCAGUCACAAUGCCGAUUUGAGUCGUUUGGACCAGGCUGAGGAAGAGAACCACCGGCUGCAGAAGCAACUCGACAUGCUGCUGAAACAAAGAGAUGCUGCCAUCCACUAUCAGCAGCAAUACUCUUCUUCAAUAAGAAGGUUUGACAACACCCACCAAGAACUAUCCAAGGCCACAGCCCACAAUAAGGAGCUACAGCGAGAGAUGGAACGGCUGCAGUCUGAGGUGACGCGGCUCAAGACCCAGCAGCUCAAGGCGGCAAAGGACAGCGAGAAGUACAAGGAGGAGCGGGACUCUGUAAUCAGUGAAUAUCGCUUGAUCAUGAGUGAGCGGGAUCAGGUGAUCAAAGAGGUGGACAGGCUCCAGACGGGUCUGGAGAUGGCAGAGGCGAAGCUAAAGAGCACUUCGUCAGAGAGACGGGUGGCCAGUGAGGAGCUGGAGGCUCUCCGACAGGAGCUGGCCUCAGCGCUGGUGGACAGGGACCGAGCAAUCUGUGAAAAGAAUGAGCUGCUGGAGAAAUUCUGUCACGAGGUCAAGGACAAAGCUGAGGCCCAAAAGGAGCUGAACCAGGCCUGCAAAGACAUCGAAACAGUGCGUGAGGAAAGAGAUGUGGCCCGGAAGGAGAGGACAGAGGCCAUCAUCCAGAGGGACCAGCUGUUGCAAGAGUAUUACCAGGCCAGACAGGAACAGGACUCUGCCACCAUGAACAUGGAACGAGCCACCAAGGAGAUCGAGAUUCUGAGGAAGCAGUAUGAGGCCAUCUCGCAGGAGCUGAAGGAGGCCUUGCAGGAGGCUGAGGUCGCCAAGUGUCGGCGGGACUGGGCCUUCCAGGAGAGGGACAAGAUUGUAGCAGAAAGAGAGAGCAUUCGUACACUGUGUGACAACCUGAGACGAGAAAGGGAUAGAGCUGUGAGUGAUCUGGCAGACGCUCUGAGGAAUCUGGAUGACAUGAGAAAGCAGAAGAACGAUGCGACGCGGGAACUCAAAGAACUAAAAGAAAAGUUGGAAGAUGAGCUGGAAAAGGAAGCAAGAUAUCGUCAGCUGAUGGCCCACAGUUCACAUGAUUCAGCCAUAGACACUGACUCAAUGGAGUGGGAGACAGAAGUUGUAGAAUUUGAGAAGCACAGAGACAUGGAUUUGAAAGCACUUGGAUUUGAUAUUGCUGAAGGGGUAAAUGAUCCCUAUUUACCAGGGGACUGUGGUGUAUUUGUAACUAAGGUGGAUAAAGGAAGUAUUGCUGAGGGAAGAUUAAGGGUAAAUGACUGGUUGCUUAAAAUAAAUGACGUGGACCUGACCAAUAAAGACAGGAAGCAGGUGAUCAAAGCUGUGUUGAGUGGUGAGGGCAUGAUUAAUAUGGUGGUUCGUAGAAGAAAGUCACUAGGAGGACGGAUCAUCACUCCAAUCCAGAUAAACUUAGCUGGACACAAAGACAGUGGACUAGGUUUGGAAAGUGGAGUGUUUGUUGCCACUUUGGCUGCUGGCAGCCCAGCUGCUAAAGACUGCAAUCUCACUAUUGGUGACAGACUGUUAGCUAUCAAUGGAAUUGCGCUCGAUAACAAGUCGCUCUCUGAAUGUGAGUCUCUGCUGAGAAACUGCCGAAAUUCUCUCAGCCUCUCCCUCAUGAAGUUCUUUCCCCAAAGCUGUUCUGGCCAGAGUUUAUAUGAAACUUUGAGAGACUCUGAAAAGAACCCGCGACUCCAGUCCUGUGAGGGCCACACGAGAAACUGCAGAAACUCUAAGCACAAUUGUUCCACACAAACUGACAUUUGUAGCUGUGACUUUGGCAGCAGAGGGGAGGAAGCCUGCAAGGAUACCGGUGACUCCCUGAAUAGCAGCAGUGGCAGCACUCACUCCCACCACAAACCCUUUUCCAAUGGUUCCCCGCAUUCCCGUUCCUUUUCUGCCUCACAUAGUCCUUCGGAACCCCACCCAGAGUUCUGCUACCGGAGGCAGGACCUCCAGCAUCGGCCUUUUACCUUCACCCCUCUUCUGUCCGACUGCAGCUCACCACAGGCUGCUGUGGACCGAGUGCAGAGCUCGCCAGUCAAGCCCAGUGGAGGCACAUGGCCUAAAGUCAUAGUGGGAACUGUUUCAGAGUACACCCAACUGUCCAUCUAUAAGAAGCCCAAACAGAGGAAGUCUAUUUUUGACAUGAAUGCUUUCAGGAGACCUGAUGCAGCCCAAAAACUGGACUACAUGUCCCUGUCUCACUCACCGCAGAGCUCAGUGUCUGAAUCUGCUCAGACACCCCCCACCCCACCAGCAAGGAGCGACUCGUUUAGGUUCAAGCAUCGGCAGCAGAACAGCUCCGCGUCGGACUCCACCAUUACCACCGGCACACCACCGGCAUCCCCUGCCCAAGCUACGAAUCCUAAGGACAAGGGAGAGGUGGGAAACCAAUGCUAUUUCAAUGAUGGCCCUCCAGGAGAGGCCAAGGGCAGCUCCAAGAAACCUGCUGAGGAGGAAGAAGAGGAGGAGAACCGGUACAGGACAGAAGUGCAAGGAAAAAAGAGAUACCGGCCAAAAUCAGCACCAGCACUACGUCGAAAUGUGACUCCAUUGCACAUUCCUGUUCCCAUUCAGGUACAGAGUUUCUCUAACGAUGAACACUCCCCAGAGCCAGUGGACUUGUUACGUUUCUCUCCUAUACGAACCAAUCGGUACAGCGUACAAUAUGCACCCAAAAGCUACAGUAGCAUUGCAUCACACCCUGCACAACGAAGUUUUGCCCCUUGCCCUGCUGUGACGGCUGUCAUGAGGAACCCUGUCUACACAGCCUGGAGCCAUGAGGUCCAGGCCAACAACCCUCCUCCAGCUCCCAGCUCGAGCAGUCAUCCUCAUACACACACAAGCCCCCAGCAUCAAGGUCGCCUCAGUCUGGACCUCAGCCACAAGCGCACUGGAAACCCGACUGAGCGGAGCUGCAGCCAACCACCACACAGUACUAACUCCUUGCCCUGCAGCAACAGAAUGAGCACCUCUGGUACUCAAUUUAGAGCAGAACGGAUUAAGAUCCCUCCAAUUCGUUAUCCUCGCGCCACUGGAUCUGACAAAGGCUCACUUACACAUUCGGAGGGUAGCAGCCCAACACCUCCAAUGUCCCCUGUCAACCUGGACACGUCGUCUUUCACUAGCAGCCAAUCGCAGAGCUCCAUUUCCACCCAACCUAGGAUAUCAGUCAGCCCUGCUUCAAUUGGUGACAGGCGAAAGGAUGGGCCAUACCUGGGGGAGCCACGAAAUGUGACGGUACAGAAGGGAGCAGAACCGCUUGGUAUCUCCAUUGUGAGUGGAGAGAAUGGCGGAGUGUUUGUGUCCAAAGUGACAGCAGGUAGCAUUGCUCAUCAAGCUCGAUUAGAGUACGGAGAUCAACUUCUUGAGUUUAAUGGAAUCAACCUUCGCAAUGCCAAUGAGCAGCAGGCACGGCUGGUGAUCGGGCAGCAAUGUGACACGGUCACCAUUUUGGCUCAGUAUAAUCCACACAUGUUUCAGCUGGGGAAUCACUCUCGUUCAGGUUCUCGGAUGGAAUCCAUCAGCAACCAGCCGUCACCCCAUGACAGUGGAGCCACCACACCGGACAAUCACUCCACUGUAGAUUUACUGAGUGAGCAGGAUGAAGGCACGAUUACUCCUGCAUCCAAACAAACGACUCCUGCCACUAGUCCACACAUCUCCUCCAGGCUUCCUGGUUCAAAUCCACGCAGGGUUCCAGAGUAUCGGUUGGUGAGGCUGAAGAGGAUCCACAUGGAGCUGGGAGUUCAGAUCUGUGGAGGGAACCUUUAUGGCAUCUUUGUGGAGAGUUUAGAUGAUGACAGCCCUGCUAGGGGUCCUGAUGGUUUACUGCCUGGAGAUUUGAUGCUGGAGUACAAUGGUGUCAGCAUGAAGAACAAAACUAAAGAAGAUGCUUACCUGGAAUUGUUGAAACCAGCUGAAACGAUCACCUUCAAGGUCCAGAACUAUGCAGACAACCUUGAUGCAGUAAGAGAGAGUCCCGGAGAUGGAUUUUUCAUAAGAGCACUUUAUGAGAGAGUGGCAGAAAUGGAGCAGGAGCUAAGCUUUAAGAAAGAUGACAUCCUUUAUGUUGAAGACACACUACCAAAUGGUAAUUUUGGCUUCUGGAUGGCCUGGCAGCUUGAUGAGAGUGCACAGAAACUAGAGAGAGGACAGAUUCCAAGUAAAUACAUGAUGGACCAGGAAUUCUACAGAAGACACAGCAUGGCUGAUAUGAAGGAUGAAAACGGCACUAGCAGGACGCUGUCUGCUGCUGCUCGGAGGUCAUUCUUUCGCCGGAGGCUAAAGCACAAACGGAGUGGAUCCAAGGAUGGAAAAGACAUGACGGCUUUGGACGCCAUUAGCACAGAUUCUUUACCCAUCACAGAGGACGGCGUGAGCCUCAUGUACCAGCGGGUUCAGAAGGUGGAGUGCUCUUCGCCUCGUCCAGUGCUGAUCUUGGGUCCAUUAGUGGAGGCCUGUAAGGACAUGUUGGAGAAGGAGGCUCCUACCAAGUUCUGUCGCUGUUUGCCUGAAAUUAUGAAGGCAUCUCAGCAGGCAAUAGAGCGUGGAGUAAAGGAUUGUGUGUUCAUUGAUUACAAACGGAGGAGUGGGCAUUUUGACGUGACAACAGUCGCCUCAAUAAAAGAAAUCACAGAAAAGGACUGUCACUGCUUACUUGACAUUGCCCCUCACGCCAUUGAACGUCUUCACAUGGUUCACAUCUACCCAAUCAUCAUAUUCAUCCGCUACAAAAAUGCCAAGCAGAUAAAGGAGCAGAAGGACCCUUUGUACCUGCGGGAUAAACUGUCUCAGAAACAUUCCAGGGAGCAGUUUGAGGCAGCGCAGAAAAUAGAGCAGGACUACAGCCGCUUCUUCACAGGUAUUGUCCAGGGAGGCAGCGUCUCCUACAUUUGCACUCAGAUCAUGACCAUCGUGGAGCAGGAACAGAGUAAAGUACUGUGGAUUCCAGAUGGAGCCCCGUAAAAGUAUCUCCCCUUGUUCAUGUCACCCAGAAACAUUCCAGGAUGUAGCGAAGAUGUUCAAAUCCAGCAGUUCACAGCAGACUCGAUGGUUAACAUCCAAUACUUCUCACUUACAGCAAUAUCAGCACACAUGAUUUGCAAUAUUCCUACUACAGUAAUUAUGUAGUACAGAGACUUGUUUACACUAGUCUUCAAUACUUGAAUUGUGUAUUCCCUCAUAUUCAGUAGCACUCCUUUAAUCCCUUGAAUUGUCAGACCACAGGGACUCUGCAUCAACUCCAAACUGAAGAUGGACCACUGUGUUCCCUCCUUGAUAUUUAUGUCUUCUCUUGCCAUUUAAUUUAUCUAAUCAAGUCAAAGAUGUUGGUUAUGAUCCUUUGUUAUACAACUGUAGCUCUCUAGUGAAUAAUGUUCUUAUUUAUAGAGGAGAAAUUGCUUCCUUCACAUUAUGUCAGUCUUUAUUUGGAUCAUUUCACUCCUCUCAUAUAAUAUUGUGCCAAGCUAAAUAUAUUUAAUACAUCACACUUAUUAACACUGCAGUUUUCCUUGUAAAUCACGCAGCAGGUUUGCUAGUUUCUGCCAAUAUUCUUUGUCAGGUGGAUUUUUAUUUUUUUUGUUUUUAAAUUUACCGGUAAGAAGGGAUUUUUUUUUUUUUCCAUCUGUUGGCUAAACACAUGUACGUGUUCCUCCUUGAAUUUUCACGUCAAUCACGUUGAGAGCAUUUCAUCUGGAUGUCAGAUAAAACACUUUACGUCAGGCUUUCUCCAAAUGAAGGUUAUUGUUUCUAUAAAAUAUUAAACAUUCAAUUAAUGGAGUGCAAGUUGUCUGUGUUUUCUUUGCACAUCUGAAUGCUAACAUCAGCUCACAAAUAGCGGGCUGGUUAUUUGUCAAGAAAAACUGGACUCAAGUUGGACCUCAAUCAGUGCACAGUUUGUCCUCGAGGGGGAGUAAUUUACCACUAGACGAGAGAAAACAAGAUGUCCUGUUUAGUACUUUUCCUUACCAUGUUUUAUAACUGCCUAUAUAAAUACUCUUAUUCCAAUAUUUGGAAACUUUUUACAUUUUGGGUUUUCUAAGCCUUUAAUGCGUGAUGGCGU
Messenger RNA from Haplochromis burtoni (Burton's mouthbrooder), 7486 nucleotides. Its product is annotated as disks large homolog 5. The record is from RefSeq and is a predicted model, not a curated record. Gene Ontology annotation, biological process: regulation of apoptotic process. Gene Ontology annotation, molecular function: protein binding. Lineage: Eukaryota; Metazoa; Chordata; Actinopteri; Cichliformes; Cichlidae. The transcript has 33 exons. The coding region runs from base 436 to 6390 and encodes 1984 amino acids.